Gambusia affinis (western mosquitofish) is the source of this 3140-nucleotide messenger RNA. RefSeq names its product parietopsin (gene parietopsin). The coding region runs from base 1395 to 3140 and encodes 581 amino acids. The transcript has 2 exons. Gene Ontology annotation, cellular component: membrane. Gene Ontology annotation, biological process: adenylate cyclase-activating adrenergic receptor signaling pathway. The record is from RefSeq and is a predicted model, not a curated record. Lineage: Eukaryota; Metazoa; Chordata; Actinopteri; Cyprinodontiformes; Poeciliidae. Gene Ontology annotation, molecular function: G protein-coupled receptor activity.
UGGCAGUAUUUUGUCAGUCUUAUGCACACCCCUUCAAAUAAAGUGUUACCAAACGUUUUCACAUAAUGUCCUUAAACUUUAAUUUGGGCUGCUUUAUGUGGAUUGUAUGAAAAAGACUAAACGAAAAAUAAAAUCACAUUUGCGGCUGCUUUAUUAACAUUGACCAUCCAUGUUUCCCACAUGUAAAAAGCAUAGUGGGUAAAUGUUUUCAGUUCUCUUUACUCUCUGACAAUCAGAAACUAAAUCCAGCAACAACCAAUUGCUAUUGGAAGUCACUCUGCUGGUAAAUAGAGUCGCACUGUAUGUAAUUUUAGCUCAAUAUAAAUCACAGCUGUUCUGUGAAGUCCUCAGAGGUUUGUCAGAGAACAUUAAAGAACAAACGACAUCAUGGUGAAUAUUAGUUGAAAUGUCCACAAAUUGGGCCUUAACGGAAUGUGGGAGGCAGAGAAAACAUUUGAAAGACAAUCUGCACAAUCUGGAGAUCUCUGGGUCACACGUCAAAUGUUUGGAGCGGCAGGAAUCCAACACUGAUCAUCACACUGAACGCCUCCUGGAGAAGCAUGGUGGUGGCAGCAUGAUGUGGUGGGGGAGCUGUUAUUUUCAGCAGGGACAGGGAAGCUGGUCAAAGUGGAUGGGAAGAUGGACGGAGCUAAAUAGGGCAGUCCUGGAAGAAAACUUGCUAGAGGUUGAAAAAGACUUGAGAGCAGGUUUACUUUCCAACGGGGCGACAACAAAGAACCAGGGCUACAAUAAAAUGAUUUGGAUCCAAGCAGAGAGUCAUAUGUUAGAAUGACCCAAUCAAAUUCCAGACAUAAAUUAAGUUACAAAAAAAGUCUUUGGUACUAGUCGGACGUUCCUUAUCACAGAAGCUCUCCAGCUAAUAUCACUGAACUUCAGCUCCUCAGUAACAAAGAACAAUAGUCGUGUUGAGUCUUUACAUGACAGAGAAAUAAAACAAAAGUUCUGUAAGUACAGCAAGAAAUAUGUCUAUAAGGCAAUAACUCAGGUAGGUUGUAUGAAACUGUGUGGCGUGUAUUUCCUACCUCAACAUUACUUAGUGUUGGUCUGUCACACGCCGUCCCAAACAAAUUCACUUGAGCUUGGGAUUGUAAUGUGGUAAACCUCAAGGGCUGUGAACCCUCUUCAUGCAGGGCCAUGUAUCCUUUCAAACCUGAAUGCCUGAUUGAUUUUAUGAAGUCAUAUAUGUCAGAGAUGAGACAAUGGUGUCAAAACUGCUUUUCAAUUAGCAGCUGUCUCUUAUUGCCCCCCAGUUGUCUCAGCUGUGAAUACACUGCAGAGGUUUUAAUGAAUGUGAACAGCAAGGACUCCCAGGUGAUCCACUGGUGCUGCGGAGUGAUAAUGAAAAGGGCGGGUACUUUGGAGGAACUCGUCCCAUGCUGCUGCCUCCCCCCAAUUAUUCAUUCAUCGGAGGUGAUGUGCGACCGGAGAAGCACGCUCGAUGUUUGCUCAGUCAGCCAGCUGAGCAUGUUGAUUCUCUGAACUCGGAGAUGAGAGGGGCGCCCACAUCUAUAGGAGGCUCUGGGAACGUCACCGUUUGGGAGGCCUACAUUGACUUUGCCCUCGUGGUGACAAACAGUUUCGUUCUGCUGAUCACCUCCGCUGUGGGAGCAGCGGCGAACGUUUUUGUGAUCCUGGCGGUGUGUCACCAAAAGUCAAUGCAAACGUCCAUCAACGCGCUGGUGGUGAACCUUGCCGUCGUGGACUUUCUGCGUUGCACCGUCGACUGCCCGGUUCUGCUGCACGUGAUUGUGACCCUGCACCGUGGAGGGCAUGUGGACCGUCUGAUCUGUGAAACGCAAGCGGCCUCCUUCUCCUUCAGCUGCUGCAUCCAGCUGUCCACGCUGGGCUGCAUAAGCGCAGAGAGAUACCAGGCGAUCGCGAAUCCCUUCAAAACAACUCAACGAAAGCAACGGAUGAUGGCACUGAUUCCUCUGACGUGGCUCCUGGGAGUUUCAGUGGCUGCCGUUUGUCAGGUGUUCUUGAAAGACUCACCUGUGUACGUAAGAUGUAAAGAGGGCCAGAGAGAAACGUCCACAACCUACGACACCGCUGGUCUCUAUGUGCUGCUCCCUCUCUGGGUGUCCUGUUUCGGGGUGAUCACUGGCUUCUACGCUCGCAUUUUUGCUCUACUGAGGUCACACAAUCGCAAGAUAUUUGAUGAAGGCACUUCUGUUCCUUCAAAAGACUCAAAGGAAGACAAGCACACCCCUGCAGUGGAAAAUGGGCAAGACAAAUGUGAGAACAAGCAGAUCCUGAGUACAAGUGUUGUUGAGCCAAGUCCAAUUGGUAAGAAUUCCCUCCUGACCUCGGAGGGCGCCCCACAAAGCGCCUCCAUUACUCCUGAAAGAAAAAACGAGUUUAAGAUUACAGUAGAGAUGAGUCACUUGAAGAAAGAACAACUCCACCCUCUUGCAGAGCAGGACGCACUGCAGACUGUGGAGAAAAUGUUAAAAACGGAGCAAAGCAGUGCUGACAAAACAGAAGCAAAAACCUCAAAUCAGAAUACGCCUGCUGACAGAGAGACACAGGAGAAGUCAAGAAGCUUUAACCGAGAAAAUCAGACCCGAGAAAGCCCAAAACCUGAAAGUCCAGUCAAAGAGAACAGCCUCCUUAUUGUACCAUCUACUCAAUCAGAGCUUCCUAAAUCUACCUCCGUCUUAUUAACUGUUCUAAAACAAGAAAACAACAGCAGCGGCGGAGAAACACAGGCAGCGCCUACGCUAGAUCAAGAGCCUCCACUGCCUCCUGUCCAGAGUAAUGGAGCUGUAAACCAGGAGGUCCAGUUGGAGGGGGCUGUCUGCGUCAUGCCUUCAAAGGCCAGCAAGGAGAGAGCGAGCAAAAGGAAGGAAACUAAAAUGGCCAAACGCGCCGGGUAUAUCAUCAUAACCUUCCUUUUGUUCUGGCUGCCGCUGAUCACAACCAUCCUGGUGAAUUUUCUUGUCCACAAAAACAGAAAAAUGCAGAAGCCAGUCAUUCAAGACAUGGAGAUCCUGUCAGUGUCUGUCUCCUGCAUCACAUCCCUGAGUGACCCGAUAAUAUACGCUGCAGUGAACCCGCAGUUUCGCUCAGAGUUUUACAAGCUAAGGAGCUGGGUUAAAUCCAGAUUCUAUAGGAAGUGA